AUGUCAAACACACGACAGCCCGUGGUGGCCAUCUCGCUCAAAAUGUACUUUGAUCCGGCCAAGACGCUGCAGUUUGUCUCUGCCUUGGCUGGAAUUGAACAGCCCGACGCUGAGCUUGAGAAGCACGGAAUCACUGGACCCGUCCAGGACUCAUCCAGCACCGUGGCCACUGCCGCCCUCAACCACGUCGAGCUUGUGGUCAUGCCUGACUUCCUGUCGAUCCGGGAAUGCACUCGGCUCAAGAACCGUCUGGACGAGCCUCUGUUCAACGUCGGAGCCCAGGACUGCUGGCAGGCCGACGAGGGAGCCUUCACCGGAGAAGUGUCGCCCAAGCAUUUGGCCCAAUUGGGUGUGCGUUACGUGGAAAUUGGCCACGCUGAGCGACGAAAGCAGUUUGGAGAAACCAACGAGUGGGUCAUCAACAAGUCCGCCGCCUGCUCCCGAAACAGCAUCAUUCCCUGGAUCUGCAUUGGCGAAAUCAACAAGGGAGACAUCGAAGCCUGCGGAGACGAGGUCUGGGAGCAGAUCAAACCUGUUCUGGAUAACUGCACCGGCCAGCUGGUCUUUGCUUACGAGCCUGUGUGGGCCAUUGGAGCUCCCAAGCCCGCUGAGUCGGAUCAUAUCAUUGGAGUUGUCUCGUAUCUGAGAAAGAAGAUUGACGCCGAGAAAGAGACCAACAACAACGACGUGCGAAUCGUCUACGGUGGUUCUGCUGGCCCCGGACUGGUUGAGUCUCUCAACGGAGUAGUGGACGGCCUGUUCCUCGGCCGAUUCGGACACAACCCCGACAACGUCAAGAAGGUGGUCGAGGAGGUUGGAGCUGUAGCCAGCAAGAGAUAA
Messenger RNA from Yarrowia lipolytica CLIB122, 840 nucleotides. RefSeq lists its product as uncharacterized. Lineage: Eukaryota; Fungi; Ascomycota; Dipodascomycetes; Dipodascales. The record is from RefSeq and is a predicted model, not a curated record. Gene Ontology annotation, molecular function: triose-phosphate isomerase activity. Gene Ontology annotation, biological process: glyceraldehyde-3-phosphate biosynthetic process; glycerol catabolic process; glycolytic process. Gene Ontology annotation, cellular component: cytosol.